Molecule: messenger RNA, 879 nt
Organism: Penaeus vannamei (Pacific white shrimp)
Lineage: Eukaryota; Metazoa; Arthropoda; Malacostraca; Decapoda; Penaeidae
Source: RefSeq, a predicted model, not a curated record
AGUGACUUAGAAUCCUCCAGUGAGUGGGAGGAUGGUGGGAGUGCAGCAGUAGACCGGCUCAGUAAAGACACAGUGUACCAGGCCUAUCUGAAGAUGAGACAGCGCUACCACAAGUACAAGGGCCGGUACUCUGAUUUGGCCCGAGCCUACAAAGAGAAGGAGAAAGAAUCAGACAAACUAAGAGACAUAUUAACUAAAACUCAGGAUAAAGCUCUGAGAAAAGUGAGUGAACUAAGAGAACAGUGUACACUAGAACAACAAGCUAAGGCUCAUCUUGAGCAAGAGCUAAGGAGUGACCUAGAGGAGAAAGACCAUAAAAUCAUGGCUCUUCAGACCAAGGUGAGUGGACUACGGGAACAGUGCAUCCUUCAGCAACAGGCCAAAGCCCAUCUGGAAGAAGAACUAAACGCGGACCUUGAGGAACGGGAACUCAAGAUAGCCGCACUCCUGACCAAGGUAAAGAUUCUCCAGGAGGGUGUUGUAGCAGGGGGUAUUGGCGGUACAGAUGCACACAGCCAAACCUCAAAUGACAAUCACUCGUCUGGCAGCCAGCGGGAUGAGCGGCAAGUCAAGAGCCAAGACGAUACUGAUAAUGUUUCAGCUGGUGACAACUCUUCUGGAGUGGAGAGUGUAUCAACAGCUGAGAGUGCUUCCAUGACAGAUAACAAUUCUAUGGCAGAUAAUGUAUCUGUAGCAUCUCAUGGUUCAGCCUCCACAGCAGUUACUGCAAAUGCUGAAGCUGAUGAGCUGAUUGAAAAACUAAAAGCCACAGUGGAAGAGGGAGAGAGAGAAGAAACAAGAUUUUUGUCACGUAUGAGCUAUUAUAGGAGGCUAAGAGAGCUGAAGGAAAUGUUCUUACAACUCCACUUUAUGCUGUGA